CACACACACACACACACACACACCCUUUACUAUAUAAUGCAGCCUGAGAAGCAAACACACUUCAUAAGUCCGGGUGUGAGCGAUCAAGAACAACGAACAACAGCGUGAGGAAUAUACGCAACAUUUGUAAACUCUGGAGCUUUCUGGAUCCAUUCUACCCGGCAACAGGAAAGGAUGUCUUUAUGUGGAAGCUUUCUGUCCGACGAGCAGUUCCUGUGCUCCAUCUGCCUCGAUGUCUUCCACAAUCCUUCGUCCACGCCGUGCGGACACAGCUUCUGCAUGGCCUGCAUAAACAGAUACUGGGACGGAGCUAAGGUGUGCCUGUGUCCUCUGUGUAAGAGAGCCUUCCAGAAGCGACCGGAUCUGCAGAUCAACAGGACUCUGCGAGAGAUCACCGAUCAGUUCAGAUCCAUGACCAGCGGGGGAGUAGUGGGGAAGGACAUGGGAGGAAGAGGAGGAGGAGGAGGAGGAGGAGGAGGAGGAGGAAUACCAGACAGUUUAUAUGAAGAAUUAAGGAGGAAGCUGCCUCGUGUUCAACCAAAACCGCCAAAGGCUUUACCCGGUGAGACUCCAGGUGUGUCCAUCCCAUCAGUCCCCCCCACCACCUCGCUGGCUUCUUCGGUACCGAGCCACAGCCCGAUCGCCGCCAUGACGAACCCCUCCACCUCCGACUGGCCUCCCCACACUUACUCCCACUCAGGCAGCCGGAGGAGGUUCACUGUGAGCGGGGCGGCGAGCAGCACGGGCCUCCCCGUCUGCGAGACCCACCACCGAGGAACCAUGAUUUACUGCAGGACUGAUCGACUGUGUAUCUGUCCGGAGUGUGAGACCGAGCAGCAUCAGGGUCACGACACGGUCACUCUGGAGGCCGAGUGGAUGGAAACAAAGGACAGGCUGAUUGUGUCGAGGCAGGAGAUCCAGGAGAUGAUCAGACAGCGAAUCCGAAAGAUCCAGGAGAUCAGACUGUCAGCGAGUGUACUGCAGCUGGCGGUGGAGCGAGAGACGGCCGGCAGCGUCUCCCUGUUCUCCGAGCUGGUGUCGGCCAUCGAGCGCUCGCAGGCGAAGCUGCUGGAGGUGAUGGACAUAAGCCGGCGGGCGGCGGAGCAUCAGGCCGACGCCAUGAUCCGGCAGCUGGAGCUGGAGGUGGAGGAGCUGCGGAGGAGAGAGAGCGCCCUCGCCCAGCUCGCCCAAUCUGACGACCGCAUGCACUGCGUCAAGACGUUCCCCGUCCUCUCCAGCCCCCCGCCUGCCAAAGACUGGUCGGGGGUGGGGGUGACCUCUGACCUCGGGACAGGAACCGUCUACAGGUCGCUCGCCGCUCAGGUGGAGAGGUUUCAGGAGGAGCUGAAGACCAUCUUGGGAAAAGGAUUUACUCCCUUAAUACUGGAGCCCAGUCCGGUCCGACCACAACCCAAGAUCAGGAGGGUGCAGGAGUAUGCAGUGGAUGUGAUUCUGGACUGCAACACAGCUCACCCCAGACUCAUUCUGUCAGAGGACAUGAAGAGUGUGCGUUGUGGAGAUCGCCACCAGCUGCUUCCAGAUACCCCCGAGAGGUUUGACAGGGUGGUGUGUGUGGUGGGGAGGGAGCCCAUCUCCUCUGGGAGACACUACUGGGAGGUGGAGGUGGGGGGGAAGACGGACUGGGACCUGGGGGUCGCCCGACAGUCUAUCAACAGGAAGGGGAAGAUCGAGGUAACCCCGAGCAACGGAUACUGGUUCCUCAGCCUGAGGGACAGGAAAAAGUACGCCUUUCGCAGUGAACCCUCCACCGACGUGCACCUGAGCCUCCACCCACAGAAGAUCGGGAUAUUCGUGGACUAUGAGAAAGGACAGGUGUCUUUCUACAACGUCGACGCUAAAAUCCACAUCCACACUUUCCACGACUCUUUCACCGAGUGCAUCUUCCCGUUCUUCAGCCCCUGCACCAACAAGUCUGGGAAGAACGACGGGCCGCUCACUAUCACACCUGUCACAUGACCAAUAUAUAUAUAUAUUCCAGGUCAUGUUUAAAGAUAAAUGUCCUUAAUUGGCUAAUUAAAAGUUCUCCUUUUUGUAAAUACUUUAUUGAUAAAGAUGAGGAAUUUGAAUUUUGUGUGCCGAUCAUUUAUUAAAACAAUCACUUUCAAUGAACAAA
Molecule: messenger RNA, 2134 nt
Organism: Eleginops maclovinus (Patagonian blennie)
Lineage: Eukaryota; Metazoa; Chordata; Actinopteri; Perciformes; Eleginopidae
Product: E3 ubiquitin-protein ligase TRIM7
Exons: 15
Coding region: 175-1977 (600 amino acids)
Biological process (GO): protein ubiquitination
Cellular component (GO): cytoplasm
Molecular function (GO): zinc ion binding; protein binding; ubiquitin protein ligase activity
Source: RefSeq, a predicted model, not a curated record